GCACAAUUUGGAUCAAAGCCUAUAAGGGGCAGUUUCAAAGAGUUAUAAACUAUUAUUUGUGGGACAUUUUGUUCUGAAACUUUGCAUACAUACACUCCAGGGACAACAGAUAAUUAUUUUACAGUACAUCUUGUAAAAAGGGACAUAAUAGGAAGACAUAAUAGACGUUUGUCACUGUUGAACUUUGGAUACAGACAAACCAAGUUUGGACGAGGUUAGUUAAAUCAAAUGUUACAAUAUCAGAUUCUCAUUAUGGUCUCAUUCAGACCCCAAUAUACCAUCAAACAUUUCUUUACAUAUGGGUCAAAGACAUUAGCAAUUAUUUGUGUAUUUUACUGUAUAGUAUUUUGAUCUGCAGAUGAAGCUGUGGGAGUAUUUUCCUCUGUUUACUCUGUUAGCAGUGCACUUUAACCCACCCUGAGCCGUGAGCAGGUGGGCAACAGUGUUUUGAAGGAGUGUGUUUUAGAUUGGAGAUCAGGCAUGGUGUAUCGCCCUCCAGAAGAGCUCUGUUAAUGCACCAGCAGACCACACAAUAUUUCCGAGAUGGAGUCAUACCAUUCCUACUCACCUCAAGAUGACCAAAGGUCACGCCAAUCUGACCUCUCCUCACACUCAUCAAAUGAUGUGGCACGAGAGAACACCAGGGAGGAUCCUCAAAGCAGACUGACAAAAUCCCCUGUCACUUCUUCUCCAUACAAAACUGUAGAGGAGCCACAUCCAGCUCAGGAGGAGAGAGUAGAACCACAGGAUGAAGAGCCACCACCACCGCCACCACCACCACCAGCAAUAAAGAUGACACCCAAGAUCCUCCUCAGACCGAGCCCAGAGGAUGAGGCCAUUUACGGGCCCAACACUGUGAUGGUGAGCUUUCAGAAAGGAGAGAGUGUUGGCCUGAGGUUGGCUGGAGGAAAUGAUGUGGGAAUCUUCAUCGCAGGAGUGCAGGAGGGCAGUCCAGCUGAAGAAGAGGGUCUGCGUGUAGGAGAUCAGAUCAUGAAGGUAAAUAAUGUUGACUUUCGGGGAAUUGUGCGAGAGGAGGCUGUGCUGUUCCUGCUGGAGAUCCCGCGGGGUGAAGUCGUCACCAUUUUGGCCCAGAGUAAAACGGAAGUUUAUGAAGACAUCCUGGUGUCCGGUCGAGGAGACUCGUUUUUCAUCCGGACUCAUUUUGAGUAUGAGAAGGAGCUUCCACAGUGUCACGCUUUCUCCCGGGGUGAGAUCUUCAAGGUGGUGGACACUUUAUAUGACGGCAAACUGGGGAACUGGCUGGCCAUCCGACUGGGCAAAGACAACCAGCUGUUGGAGAAGGGCAUCAUUCCCAAUAAGAGCAGAGCGGAGCAGAUGGCGAACGUCCAGAACACACACAAGGGCACCGGCAGUGACCGAGCAGAUUUCUGGAGGCUGCGGGGUCAGAGAGCGGCUAAGAAGAAGGACCUGCGGAAGAGCCGAGAGGAGAGUUCAGCAGCCGUCGCCACCAGAUUCCCAGCCUACGAGAGGGUGGUGCUAAGAGAAGCGGGUUUCCGGAGGCCAGUUGUGCUGUUUGGACCCAUCGCUGAUGCUGCUAGUGAAAAACUGGCCUCAGAGCUUCCAGACGAGUUUGUCAUCGCCAAAACAGAACCCAAAGAUGCAGGUUCAGAAAAAUCUUCCGGGGUGGUUCGUCUCAACACUAUUCGACAGAUCAUCGAACAGGACAAGCACGCUCUGCUGGACGUCACCCCUAAAGCUGUGGACACCCUGAACUACACGCAGUGGUACCCAAUAGUGAUCUUCUUCAACCCUGACAGCAAACACGGGGUGAAGGCCAUGAGGCAGAGAGUCAUCCCCAGCUCAAACCGCAGUGCCCGCAAACUCUACGACCAGGCUCUGAAGCUCAGGAAAACCUGCUCGCACCUGUUUACCGCUGUUAUCGAUCUGAACUCGGCUAAUGAUGCCUGGUAUGGCAGUCUGAAGGAGGCCAUCAGAGAGCAGCAGAGCCUCGCUGUGUGGGUCUCAGAAGGGAAGCUGGACGGGACGGAGGGCGAUCUGGACGUUCAUGAUGACCGCAUGUCAUAUCUGUCGGCCAUGAGCGCUGACUAUCUCAGCAUGGACAGCCGGAUGACCAGCGAUUACGACGACACGGCAGACGAGGGCGGCACGUACACUGAUAACGAGACCGACGAGCCGCUGGACCGGCAGCGAGUGUCCGCCAUCAGCCGCUCCUCUGAGCCCGUCAUGCCAGAGGAGAUCCUCAGGAAGUCAAGUCCAGAGAUUCGAGGUCGAACACGCAGGAAGAACAGCAGAGAGAAGACGAGCGACUGCAGUCCUCCUGUAAUGUCCACAUUCCUGCCCGACCCUGCCAAGGUAAAAAUGCUGUCUCAAGUGGAGGUGUCUCGCGGCCAUUACGACCCCUCUCGAAACUACGACUCUCGUUCAAGCAGUCCCGCGAGCAGCGAACAUCAGCGCAGCCUGGACUCUCCAGCAAAAGCCAAACCAGCACCUCCACCAACACCCCUGAAGCCUGCCCUCGCGUCCCGCAGCUCCAGAGGCCUCAUCAACAGUGAGCCUCCGGCCGACAGUCCUGAAGACCCCUCAAAGAGGUCUUUCCUGGGCAAAGUCAAGGCCUUCGAGCAGAUGGAUCACUUCGCCCGCUCACAGAGGGUUCUGGAGAUACAAGAAGCCCAGAACGCCAGGUUGGAAAUUGCUCAGAAACAUCCAGACAUAUACGCUGUUCCCAUGAAGUCUCAGAAACUGGACCACAGCAGGCCACAACCUAUCGGCUCCAGUGCCCGUCCAGAGCCGCAGACGCCUCCUAGUAAGCUGCCCUACACAGAGAGCCGCGCGCUGGGCCUGAGCGAGGAGCCCGUAGAGGAGUUCAGACAACAGCUGACGGAACAGAGUAAACGCGGCUACUACACCUCCAGCUCCUCACAGAAGUAUCAGGAUACUGAGCUGUAGAGCUUCUGCUUCAGCUCCCGCACAGCUUCACCAUUCCACCCUGCACCAAAACCACUGCUGCUGACUUGGAGGUCCAGUUUGCUUUUUAAGUUUCUCACACGUCUUUUUCACUUCAGAGAAGUUCAACUUCUGUCCGUAUGGAUGGAGUCUUAUUGUUUUUUUAUAUAUACAUACAUAUAUAUAUAUAUAUAUAUUUGCGUUAGUUUUGUUGUCAUACGUGUGAUUCUUGCCUAUGCAAUUUUUUCAGUUUCUGCAAAGCAACAGAAACGUCUCGCCACGAGUCUCUCUUCUCCCUCCGUCUGUCUUCGCUCCAUCGAAACCCGUCGUGUGCUAUAGACCAGCUUUUUGUUACUUUCUUUUUAUAAGCGAAACGGUUUUAAAACGUCACUCUCUUUAAGGUUUCUACUAUAUUUGCAUUCCCUCAUUUCUGUGUGUGUGUAUAUGAUGUAAGACAAUAACACUGGAUUUUGUUACAACGUUUUUGAAGUGCCUUUUACUUUACGAAUAAGGUCAGGAGGUUGGAGGACUUGACAAUCCAGCCCUCUGGACACUAAUUUUGCUGCUUACAGCUCCAAGGAAAAACAGGGAAAAGUCGUCACCAAAAACCCUUAACACCAUCCGGCCAAAUCCUCAGCAAAGCCACAGCGGCGCUAAAGGGGACGCUUCGCGAAUCAGGCGGAUGCUGGUUGCUUGGAGUGAUUGGAAUUGCUGUUGUCACGGUUUGUCUUAUUUCAGCCCCACCGCAUUAUGUUUAUAACACGCUCGAUUGUACGUCGGUCCGCUUUACCUCCAUGUAUCGGUUCAAAAGUGCUUCUGAAACUCGUGGAUUAUAUUUUGAUGGCUUCCACUGUGUGUGAGGGUCACACGACGAGAGAAUAUUCCCUGGACGUUUGCGUUCAGGUCUACUGUGGAAUUUCACUCUACUACACCAAAUAAAUAAACAAACUAUAUUGACA
Messenger RNA from Danio rerio (zebrafish), 3884 nucleotides. Lineage: Eukaryota; Metazoa; Chordata; Actinopteri; Cypriniformes; Danionidae. The record is from RefSeq and is a predicted model, not a curated record.